This is a messenger RNA of Lasiosphaeria miniovina, 3409 nucleotides long. Its product is annotated as armadillo-type protein. Gene Ontology annotation, molecular function: small GTPase binding; tRNA binding. Gene Ontology annotation, cellular component: cytoplasm; nuclear pore; nuclear matrix. NCBI's taxonomy places the organism in Eukaryota, Fungi, Ascomycota, Sordariomycetes, Sordariales, Lasiosphaeriaceae. The record is from RefSeq and is a predicted model, not a curated record. Gene Ontology annotation, biological process: tRNA re-export from nucleus. The transcript is spliced from 3 exons. The coding region runs from base 181 to 3291 and encodes 1036 amino acids.
GAACCCACCACCCGCCUGCUGUUGGACUUCCUACUCCCCGUCCUUGAAACAUCGACAGUCAAGCUAUGGACAUUCAGGUAGGGAUCCUUUUUUGUCGCCUUUUUCCCCCUCGUUGGGUCGUGUCGUCGCCGCUGGGCCAAAUCCCCGCAGCACCGCCAACCGCCCAACCCCACCACAAUAAUGUCCAUCUAUUCCCAAGGCGGGCAGCCGGCAGGGCAGGGCAGCCGUGCUAUUGAGAGCGCGAUCGAGAUCGGCUGGAAUCCCAACGCCGACCAGGCCCUGCAGCGUCAGGCUUUCGAGUUCCUUAACCAGCUCCGAACCGACUCGCAGGCCUGGCAGGUCUGCACCAGCCUCUUCACCCGGACGCCGAGACGGUCCGAGGUCGUCCGUCUGGUGUCUCUCGAAAUCAUCAACAAUGCCGUCAAUGCGCUGGCCCUCGACCAUGCCGGCCUCCUCUUCCUGAAGAACUCGCUCAUCGAAUACAUCAGACAAACCUACGGCGGCAACCCGCAGGAGCAGGUCGACCCGGCCCACCUCCAAAACAAGCUCACCCAAACCCUAACGAACCUGUUCGUUGCCCUCUACAAGGAUGGCUGGGAGACGUUUAUCGACGAUUUCCUGGCCCUGGCGGCCCUGUCGCCAGACAGCCAGGAUAACAACCCUGGCGUCGUCAUGUACCUACGCAUCAUCGGCUCCAUCCACGACGAGAUUGCGGACCUGUCGCUGAGUCGACAGGCAAACGAGCCGAAGCGGAACAGCGACCUGAAGGACCUGGUUCGGGUGCGCGACAUGCAGAAGAUUGCAAAAUCGUGGCGGGAUGUUCUGGCCAAGUACGGGAACCGCGACGACAACGUGGUCGAGAUGACGUUGAAAGUCAUAGGCAAGUGGGUCAGCUGGACGGAGAUCUCGCUGGUGAUCAACCAGGAAAUGCUCAAUCUCUUGCUGCCGCUGAUCGGGCGGACGAGCCCGACAGGGAGCGAGGACAAGGUGAGGGACACGGCUGUCGACACGUUGACCGAGAUCGUGGCCAAGAAGAUGAAGGCGAGUGACAAGACGGACAUGAUCGUGUUCCUCAACCUCCGCGAAAUCAUCUCGCAGCUCCUUGCGAGCCCCCCUCUCAACGACUUCAAGGGCACUCCCCGCUAUGACACGGACCUCGCCGAAGCGGUGGCCAAGCUGCUCAAUACAAUCAUGGCGGAUGUAGUACGCGUUCUAGAGGACAACAAGGUUGAAAAUGACACGCGAGGAAAGGCUGAACAGCUGCUCCGAGACUUUUUGCCGUCCCUCCUGCGUCUUUUCACGGACGAAUUUGACGAGAUCUGCUCGACCGUCAUCCCGUCUCUCACUGAUCUGUUGACCUUCCUCCGAAAGGUUGGCACCCUCCCUCCGGCGUAUGCGGGCAUGCUUCCCCCGAUCCUAAAUGCCAUUGUCUCUAAAAUGAGAUACGACGAGACGUCGUCUUGGGGCAAUGAAGACGAGCAGACAGAUGAGGCCGAGUUUCAGGAGCUACGUAAGAGACUCCAGAUUCUCCAGAAAAGCGUUGCGGCCGUCGACCAGGAUCUCUACAUUGAGUUUCUGAGCAACCUAGUUGGCAACAUGUUUUCGACUCUUGGGCAGCAAGGAUCACACAUGGACUGGAGAGACAUUGACUUAGCUCUUCACGAGAUCUAUCUAUUUGGCGAACUGGCUCUGCCGAACGCUGGGAUUGCGCAUAAGAGCCAGCCAAACGCGGUGGCGGUUGACCGGCUCGGCGUUAUGAUGAGCAAACUGGUUGAGUCAGGCAUUGCGAACUACCCUCAUCCGGCCAUUCUGCUCCAAUAUAUGGAGAUCUGCGUCCGGUACUACGUUUUCUUCGAGACGCAGCAGCGCUAUAUCCCCCAAGUGCUCGAAAACUUUGUGCGGCUGGUGCAUCACGAGCACGUGAGGAUCCGGACCCGGUCCUGGUACUUGUUCCUGAGGUUUGUGAAGCAGCUGAGGGCACAGGUUGGCAACGUGGCCAAGACGGUCAUUGAGUCUAUCAGCGACCUGUUGCCAAUCAAGGCAGAGAUGCCGGCCAACGAUGCCGACGACGACAUGUCUUCGGAUGAAUCAGACCACUCAGCCGACGCCGUGUUCAACAGCCAGCUCUACCUCUUUGAGGCCAUCGGGUGUAUAUCCUCGACCGCGGCCACGCCGGCCGCCGACCAGGCAGCCUACGCACACUCGGUCAUGGCACCGCUCUUUGAAGACAUGAGGGUGCACCUGCCACGGGCAAAGGCCGGUGAUGCGCAGGCCAUUCUGCAGAUCCACCACAUCGUGAUGGCUCUGGGCACUUUGGCAAGCGGCUUUGCCGAUUCCAAUUCCAACCAGGCGAGCACAAAGCCGCCACCUCCUAAGGUCAUCUCGGACGAGUUCUCGAGAGCUGCGGAGGCCAUCCUCAUUGCUCUCAACGAGCUGAACUCUAACGGAGAGAUUCGCGCGGCGUGCCGCUCGGCCUUUUCGCGGCUGCUCGGUGUUCUUGGCGCCGCCGUCUUGCCGCAGCUCCCUCAGUGGAUCGAAGGAUUGCUAUCUCGUAGCUCUAGUAAAGACGAGAUGGCCAUGUUCCUCCGAUUGCUGGAGCAGGUGGUCUACAACUUCAAGGGUGAGAUUUAUACCAUCCUCGAUCUCCUGCUGACGCCGCUGCUUGAGCGGGUAUUUGUUGGCCUGUCUGAGCCUAUCAGCGGCACCGACGAUGAGAUUCAGCUGCAGGAGCUGCGGCGGGAGUACGUCUCGUUCGUGCAGGUUAUCCUCGCCAACGAGCUCGGGGGCGUCCUGGUGAGCGCGGCCAACCAGGGCAUCUUCGACUCCCUCGUCGCGUCCAUCAUCACAAUAUCCAAGACGAUCAUCCACGCGAACCUUGGGACCAGCCGCACCGGAUUUAAUGUUCUUACGCGCAUGGCUGCCCAGUGGGGUGGGCCCGACGUUGCGACAGUCUCGGAGAGUCCCACAGUCACUGGGGCUCCUGCGCCUGCCUUUCAAGGGUUUGACCAGUUCAUGAUGGAUAGAUUCCAUACGGCGUGCUGGGAUGUCUUGCAGGAUCCAAACUUCAAGCCUUUCAGCGACGCGCAGACGAGGCAGAUCCUUAACGAGGUGACGGGUCUCCAACAAACCAUUUACACCAAGAUUGGAGAUGCCUUCAUUCGCCAUCUGCAGAGCGUCACGCUGCCGCCGCUUGGAAUAGACGGCUCCGAGUUUGUGCGCGUUUUGACAACGGCGACAGACCGGAGGGUCUUGACGACGUAUGUUCAGAAUCUAUUAAAGAAUCGCUCGUAGCUAGAUACAGCAGUGAAGAGGUGAGCUCUGAAUAGCUGCCGAGAGCCAACUUAUACCUUUCUGAAUUUACUCGGAGUGGUAAUCGAGAAGUUAUUUAUGCAUUGCCGGAGUUCUUGGU